Messenger RNA from Staurois parvus, 331 nucleotides. The record is from the annotation of a GenBank genome assembly. Lineage: Eukaryota; Metazoa; Chordata; Amphibia; Anura; Ranidae.
ACUCAUAUCCAGGGGCGGACUGACAACUCAUGGGGCCCCCGGGCAAUAGGGGAUCAUGGGGCCCCUGUGUCCUUGCCCAAACUCAAAAAAGCCUAUGAAAAAGUACCAGGGGCAUCUCAUGGGGCCCCCUACUGACCACGGGCCCUCGGGCAGUGCCCGAGUUUCCAAAUGGUCAGUCCGCCCCUGCUCAUAUCUGUGCAUUGUGGAGGGAGGAGCCAGAAGUGCCAGCAGGGUCCCAAACACAAGAGGAUUGGGGCUGCUCUGUGAAAAACCAUUAUACAGAGCAGGUAAGUAUAACUUUUUUUUUUUUUUAUUUUAUUUUACCUUUAGC